This is a messenger RNA of Sesamum indicum (sesame), 932 nucleotides long. RefSeq lists its product as uncharacterized. The record is from RefSeq and is a predicted model, not a curated record. NCBI's taxonomy places the organism in Eukaryota, Viridiplantae, Streptophyta, Magnoliopsida, Lamiales, Pedaliaceae.
AAUUCGUAUUUGUGCAUACAAAAUAUUUUAUUGUAAAAUAAAAUGUUGCCAACUCUCUAGAGUUCACGAGGAGACGCAUAUAUCAUCAAAAUCAGGCAGUUUUGAGUACUGUAGCUUGCGUGAGUCGUCUGUAUGGAACAAACCAUGGCGGAGACGAGUGCGGUGGCGGAGGUGGGGUUGGCGACGGCGCGGAAGAAGAUGAAGGUGUUGGUGCCGGUGGAUGAAAGCGAUGGGAGUUUCUAUGCGCUGAGGUGGGCGCUUGACCACCUCUUCAUCAGCAAUGAACCACAAGAUGAGCAGGAGCCUAACACGAUUACGUUAGUGAAUGUUCAGCCAGUUUUCCAGCCCUUCAUCUACCCGGCGGGACCAGUGGUGUACGCAACUCCGGCGGUGAUUGAUUCAGUGAAGAAAGCGCAAGAGCAAAAUGCUGCCAACAUACUCGCCCGAGCCCUGAGCAUCUGCAAGGACAAGAAGGUGAAGGCGGAAACGCUGAUUCUUGAGGGAGACCCGAAGGAUAGGAUCUGUCAAGCUGCGGAACAAUUGCAAGUUGAUCUUGUAGUUGUGGGCAGCCGGGGACUGGGCACCAUCAAAAGGGCAUUGCUGGGAAGCGUUAGCAACUACUGCGCCCACCACGCUCAUUGCCCGGUUCUCAUCGUCAAGCCUCCGCCAAAACUGCCUCAUGAGUAACCUCAAUAUGGAAAAUUCUUAUCCAAAUUACGGUCGGAUCCAACUAAGUACACAACAACAUGGAUUAGUCAUGUGAUCACUCCUCCUGAAUCUAGAUCAAGUCCUGAUCUAUUUGGAUUAGAAUUAAUUUCCCAAGUAGCUAUCCCUCUCCUCUCCAGUAUUAUAAUUGGCGGUGUGGGUCUCUGUAAAUUUGGUGUUUUACGAGAAAUGAUGAGGUUAAUGUAGUACUAUUAAUUGCUUUGCUG